CGGAGGGAAAAGGGCUCCCUUUGCGCUGUGCAGCGGGUGCUGCGAUUGGGCGACGGUCCCUGAGCCUAGAGCUCCGCGUCGGUUUCAAGGCUCCUCCCUCCCGGUGAAAGACAGACUGCGGGGCGCCUAGAAACCGGUUGGAGGGCGCGCGAGGGAGAGGAGAGGCUGCGAGUUGAGGGAUUGACACAAAUGGUCUGGCGGCGGCGGAGGAGGAGGAGGCGGAGGCGCAGGGGGGACCCGGGGCGGCUAGGCUGCCCAGAGUUGCGCGCUCCUCUGCCCGGCUGCGGCCACUAGCAAGGCGCCGCCGGCCAAGAGCCACAGCCCGCCGGGGGCCGGGAAAGAGGGACGCGACCCCGGCGCGCCCAGACCACUCCUGCUCUCCUCGCCGCCCGCGCUUCAUGAACCGCAAGUUUCCGCGGCGGCGGCGGCGGCUGCGGGACGCGGAGCAGAAUCCGGGGGAGCGGGCAGAGCGCGGCCUUAGCCCGACGGAGGGCACGGGCGAGGACCAGAUCUCCCGGAACACAGUGGGAACCGCCACCCGCCGCGCCGCUGCCUGCCCCAGCCGACCGGCGCCGAGGAGGGAGCCGAAAAAGUAUGGCUGAGGAGGCGGUGCCUAGCGAGUCCCGGGCCGCCGGCCGGCCGAGCUUGGAACUUUGUGCCGUAGCACUGCCCGGCCGGCGGGAGGAGGUGGGGCGCCAGGACACCGCUGGCCACCGCCGGCCCCGGGCUGACCCCCGGUGCUGGGCUAGAGGGCUGCUGCUGCUUCUUUGGCUGCUGGAGGCUCCUCUGCUUUUGGGGGUCCGAGCGCAGGCGGCGGGCCAGGUAUCCGGGCCGGGCCAGCAAGCUCCGCCGCCGCCCCAGCCACAGCAGGGCGGGCAGCAGUACAACGGCGAACGGGGCAUCUCCAUCCCGGACCAUGGCUACUGUCAGCCCAUCUCCAUCCCGCUGUGCACGGACAUCGCGUACAAUCAGACCAUCAUGCCCAACCUGCUGGGCCACACGAAUCAGGAGGACGCCGGCCUGGAGGUGCACCAGUUCUACCCGUUGGUGAAGGUGCAGUGCUCAGCCGAGCUCAAGUUCUUCCUGUGCUCCAUGUACGCGCCUGUGUGCACCGUACUGGAGCAGGCGCUGCCGCCCUGCCGCUCCCUGUGCGAGCGCGCGCGCCAGGGCUGCGAGGCGCUCAUGAACAAGUUCGGCUUCCAGUGGCCAGACACGCUCAAGUGCGAGAAGUUCCCUGUGCACGGCGCAGGAGAGCUGUGCGUGGGCCAGAACACGUCCGACAAAGGCACCCCGACUCCCUCCUUGGUGCCGGAGUUCUGGACCAGCAAUCCGCAGCACGGCGGCGGUGGUUACCGCGGCGGCUACCCGGGGGGUGCCGGCCCGGUGGAGCGGGGAAAGUUCUCCUGCCCGCGCGCCCUCCGGGUGCCUUCCUACCUCAACUAUCACUUUCUGGGGGAGAAGGACUGCGGCGCGCCCUGCGAACCCACCAAAGUAUACGGGCUCAUGUACUUCGGGCCUGAGGAGCUGCGCUUUUCGCGCACCUGGAUAGGCAUCUGGUCGGUGCUGUGCUGCGCCUCCACGCUCUUCACGGUGCUCACGUACCUAGUAGACAUGCGGCGCUUCAGCUACCCGGAGCGGCCCAUCAUUUUCCUGUCCGGCUGUUACACAGCGGUGGCGGUGGCCUAUAUCGCCGGCUUUCUGUUGGAGGACCGGGUGGUGUGCAACGACAAGUUUGCAGAGGACGGGGCGCGCACGGUGGCGCAGGGCACUAAGAAGGAGGGGUGCACCAUCCUCUUUAUGAUGCUCUACUUCUUCAGCAUGGCCAGCUCCAUCUGGUGGGUAAUCCUGUCCCUCACCUGGUUCCUGGCAGCCGGCAUGAAGUGGGGCCACGAAGCCAUCGAGGCCAACUCACAAUAUUUUCACCUAGCCGCCUGGGCUGUACCAGCCAUUAAAACUAUAACCAUCCUGGCGCUGGGCCAAGUGGAUGGCGACGUACUGAGUGGAGUGUGUUUUGUGGGGCUCAACAACGUGGAUGCUCUGCGGGGCUUUGUGCUGGCGCCGCUCUUCGUCUAUCUGUUCAUCGGCACCUCUUUCCUGCUGGCUGGUUUCGUGUCGCUCUUCCGCAUCCGCACCAUCAUGAAGCAUGACGGCACCAAGACAGAGAAGCUGGAAAAGCUCAUGGUGCGCAUCGGAGUCUUCAGCGUGCUCUACACCGUGCCGGCCACCAUCGUCAUCGCCUGCUACUUCUAUGAGCAGGCCUUUCGGGACCAGUGGGAGCGCAGCUGGGUGGCCCAGAGCUGCAAGAGUUAUGCCAUCCCUUGCCCUCACCUCCAAGGAGGUGGAGGCGUCCCACCACACCCACCCAUGAGCCCCGACUUUACAGUCUUCAUGAUCAAGUAUCUCAUGACGCUAAUUGUGGGCAUCACAUCGGGCUUCUGGAUCUGGUCCGGCAAGACACUGAAUUCCUGGAGGAAGUUCUACACGAGGCUUACCAACAGCAAACAGGGGGAGACUACCGUCUGAAACCCAGAGUCUUACCUGCCCUUUUCUGGCCGGAUCCCAGCUAUCGCCUGAAAGCUGGCUCCAAGGAAUUCCUGCCAAGCCUAGUCGCUCCAGGCUUCCUCGCCAGACAUACACUUUUGCAGGCUCCUUUUUUAACAAACAGCACAGGUUCUGCAAAAGCUUCCGUCCCUGGGGUAAAGGAACGAGAGGGCCCAACUGCUAGAGGGGUUUGUUUGUGUGGACCGACCUCUCUAGCCCUCGCUCCGCUACUAGGACUGUACCCUUUUAUGAUUGUAAAUAACCUGUGUAAGAUUUUUGUACGUAUAUUUGUAUUUAAAUAUUAUCGAGUACGCGUUUUUUUUUUCUUUUUAAAAAUGUUUAAUUAUUUAGGGCGAUUUAAGCAUCUCGGAGCUUUUCUCACUUGCUGUUUCCUGCGGACUGUAGAGGAGGUAACACAGAGCACAUUUGAUGAGUGCUUUGCCCUGUGCCCUCAUCCUUGUUAUGGGAGCAUGGGCCUGGCUCUUGCACUGAGGGCUGUGACAGGGGCUGCCUCUCCAGGGUCAAUUCCUUCAGCUUCUUCCGCCCCUCCCCUUUCUUGCUUGCAGUGGGAAAUUUUAAGGUGCAGAACUCCAUAAAGUUUCCAGAUCCCGAGGUGGGCCCCGCCCAUUCCAGUUCCUCCCCCUUUCAGCUGUAGAGUGUGGAGGGCUGCCCCUGAGACUUCCUGAUGCUGCUUUUUUGAGAAUCACCUUUCAACUUCAUUAGAGGCCCCAGCAUGGGCACAGCCAGUUAACCCAGCCUCCCUCUAUCUACUCUGGUGUCCCUCGCCCAGUUUCUUUCUCCUUCCACCUAAGUUGGUCAGAGGGAAUGCAGUCACCAGUACCAAACUUUGGAAAGUCUGACUUUUUAAUAGAUGAGCUCAUAUUUACUCUCUAGUGUCUGGAACCUGCUAUGGGUCUGGUCCCCAUCGUGGAAAGUGCAGCAAGCUUUGUGGGUUGGGACAGACUAAAGAGAGGUUAUAAAACGUUAGUUCUAAUUGCAUUCUGAUGUCUGGCAAUCAAUCUCCUUUCCCCCCCCCCCGGUGUUCCUUCUUGCUUCUUGCUUUUACCCUUCUAUGAGAUGCAGACAUCGAGGUCACCCGGCAAGUUUGGUGAAGGAGUUGGUUUUUACCUUCCUAAACGGGAUAGUAGAACAUAACCAGAACAUGAAAACUGAAGGAGAUUUCAGUGGAGCGCAGUUCCUCCAAGUGAAACGGCUGCUUUCUGGUUUUAACCGAACUGCAAUUAGACAUAUAUCAGUCGUCACAAUCUAAAAGUUCUACACUAUCAACAUGAUGCUUACUUCUCAGCAGCACAUUCUGAGGGAGGAGCAGUCACACCCCUACAGAAAGCCUGGUUGGACUUCCGAAGACAGAGGAGGUGGACUGACGGAUGGGUGAGAGAAACAAACACAAACUGGGCAUGCAUGCUGAAGGGGAAGUGUGUCCAUUCCUACUGCGUCCCAUCUUGUGUGCUCUUGUCUGGAUUCACGGCAGUGUGUUCAAUGUAAAUCUCUCAGAGCCAUUUAAAAAUACUCACUUUAGUUCUUCAUGAAGAAGAGGAAAAAAAGCAGUCCUCCCGAUUGUAGUAUUCAAACUUUUAAGAGUUUAUCACAAAUGCCGGUACAUAGGACCUAAAUUUAUCUAUGUCUGUCAUACCCUUAAAUGACAUUGGUUUUGAAUUUGGUAUGCGUUAUUAUUAUUAUUGUUAUUAUUAUUGUUCUCACCACCAUGAGAUCAUCUAUAUUUAUAGAGGAAUAGAAGUUUAUAUAUAUAAAAUGCCAUAUUUUUAAUUUCGCAAAUAAAAAAAGUGAAAGUUUUGUACGAAAUUACGUUGUUUUUGUGCCUGAAAAUAACCAUCCUAUCUGAACUGCCUUUACAUUUUACAGUGCCUCACAACCAGUCCACAACAUACAAACCGAAAGAUUCGGUGGACAAACCCGCCCUUCCAAAGAGCAACCAGUCUGCCUUCCGAGUGGCAUUUGUAAAGCACUAUUUUCAUGACAGCAGAAAACAGAAGGUUUCAGUCGUUUAACCAAACAAUGUCGUCAUUAAAGUAUAACUAAUUUUAA
Molecule: messenger RNA, 4608 nt
Organism: Rattus rattus (black rat)
Lineage: Eukaryota; Metazoa; Chordata; Mammalia; Rodentia; Muridae
Gene: Fzd1
Product: frizzled class receptor 1
Exons: 1
Coding region: 595-2523 (642 amino acids)
Biological process (GO): non-canonical Wnt signaling pathway; canonical Wnt signaling pathway
Cellular component (GO): plasma membrane
Molecular function (GO): Wnt receptor activity; Wnt-protein binding
Source: RefSeq, a predicted model, not a curated record